AUGUUCAUUAUGGUAUUCAGGAUUGAAGAUCUUGACAACUUCUUGGUCGGUAGUAAACUUGGCUUUGCCUCAGUUGUGACACCGGAGCCUCUUGCAGAGAAGUCAACAAGCGAUAAGGGUGAAGGAGAGCGUGGAGAAAAAACAAGGAGCAUUCACGGUACCAUUGGCUACCUUAUUCCACGAAAGAUGACCCUUUCAUUUCGACAUUCACAUGACUCCGGUGAAAAUUCACCUCAGAGUUACAUUGGUCGUAGUCUUGGCCGACUCAUUCAUCGAACCGCUUCAAUGGGACAAAAGAAUCUAAAAUUGAAUCCUACCAUGAUUCCUGGAGGUGAUAGACGAAGACCAAUUUCUAUCGGUUGCUCUGAAGAACUCUUCUCCGAUCAUGCUGCGAUUGAUGUGAUUGAACAGGAUCCGAGUGCAAAGACUGGUGGAGAGGAUUCGGAAAGUAUAUUCCUUGAAAGGUCAACAUCGAGCACGCCCUCUUUUGCGGACGAAAAAGAAGUUUUCGAUGUGCUUCGACAGUCAUCUCUACUUUGGGAGCUUGUCAGCGAGCAGGAGUUCCUUCAGAGAUGCGUCUUGACAGAAGCUGAGAAAGAGGAGGAAGCUGAAGCCUACGACUCCUUGAUAACUGAUUCAUCCAUUUUCUCAAUUCUUCCACCUCCAGCUGCCAUCUUCCAAAGCACUAUUCUAACAACGCAAAUCCAAAUUCAAGAAUUAUUUAACGCAAUUCCAUUGGCGGCCCAAACUUUUGAUUGGUCACUCACCUUCAGCACUGAAUUGCAUGGCUUCAGCCUAGCGACACUUUAUCGACGUUGUGAGGAAUUUUCAAGCGGAGAUCUUGAAACCAACUCUCGCUCGGAGGGCGUUCGUACUGCAGGAGAUUUCACUGAACGUACUCUCAUAACGAGACAUGGAAAUAUUUGUUACAAUCUACGACAUCAACCUUCCGCACUAUUGAUUAAGGAUACAACGGAGCACGUGAUGGGUGCCUAUCUGAACUGUCACCCUCAGGUCCAUAUUGGUUCUUUCUACGGCACUGGAGAAACGUUCGUCUUUCACUGGAUCCCAACAUCAUCAUCUACAACUCCGCGCACUGAGGAUAUUCCUACUUCAAAGAAUGUCACGGAAAACUCACAAUCCUGUAGAAAUUUCUGCUUCAAGAAAUACGCCUGGUCUGGGAAGAACUCUUUCUUCAUAUCUGGUGAUUCUGAUGUCCUCGCUGUUGGAUGCUCAGAUGGCAGAUCCGCUCUGUGGAUAGACUCGAGUUUGAACCGAGGUCGAAGUGAACCUUGUGAAACAUUCGACAACCCUGAAUUGACGCCAUCGGAGGAUUUCUUCAUCUACGCCCUGGAACUCUGGUCUCUCAGCUAA
This is a messenger RNA of Rodentolepis nana, 1374 nucleotides long. The record is from the annotation of a GenBank genome assembly. NCBI's taxonomy places the organism in Eukaryota, Metazoa, Platyhelminthes, Cestoda, Cyclophyllidea, Hymenolepididae.